UUUGAAUGAAAGCUCCACAAGAUGGCGGCGGUCGGGGCCGAGGCGCGAGGAGGUGAGGCUGGAGCGCGGCCCCCUCGCCUUCCCUGUUCCCAGGCAAGCUCCCAAGGCCCGGGCGGCGGGGCCGUCCCGCGGGCCAGCCAGACGGCGACGUGGCGGUUCCCCGCCCGCCGCGACCCCAACUCUGGGACGCACGCUGAGGACGCCUACCCUCCCCCAGGCCGCUGACCCGCCUCCUUGCCCUGCCGGCUCCCGCCGCGGAGCUUGGUGUGUGCCUUGCCUAGUUUCACUUGAUACUCUUCAGGAAUUAUGUAGAAAAGAAAAGCUCACAUGUAAAUCGAUUGGAAUCACCAAAAGGAAUCUAAACAAUUAUGAGGUGGAAUACUUGUGUGACUACAAGGUAGUAAAGGAUAUGGAAUAUUAUCUUGUAAAAUGGAAAGGAUGGCCAGAUUCUACAAAUACUUGGGAACCUUUGCAAAAUCUGAAGUGCCCGUUACUGCUUCAGCAAUUCUCUAAUGACAAGCAUAAUUAUUUAUCUCAGGUAAAGAAAGGCAAAGCAAUAACUCCAAAAGACAAUAACAAAACUUUGAAACCUGCCAUUGCUGAGUACAUUGUGAAGAAGGCUAAACAAAGGAUAGCUCUGCAGAGAUGGCAAGAUGAACUCAACAGAAGGAAGAAUCAUAAAGGAAUGAUAUUUGUUGAAAAUACUGUUGAUUUAGAGGGCCCACCUUCAGACUUCUAUUACAUUAACGAAUACAAACCAGCUCCUGGAAUCAGCUUAGUCAAUGAAGCUACCUUUGGUUGUUCAUGCACAGAUUGCUUCUUUCAAAAAUGUUGUCCUGCUGAAGCUGGAGUUCUUUUGGCUUAUAAUAAAAACCAACAAAUUAAAAUCCCACCUGGUACUCCCAUCUAUGAAUGCAACUCAAGGUGUCAAUGUGGACCUGAUUGUCCCAAUAGGAUUGUACAAAAAGGCACACAGUAUUCGCUUUGCAUCUUUCGAACUAGCAAUGGACGUGGCUGGGGUGUAAAGACCCUUGUGAAGAUUAAAAGAAUGCGUUUUGUCAUGGAAUAUGUUGGAGAGGUAAUCACAAGUGAAGAAGCUGAAAGACGGGGACAGUUCUAUGACAACAAGGGAAUCACGUAUCUCUUUGAUCUGGACUAUGAAUCUGAUGAAUUCACAGUGGAUGCGGCUCGAUACGGCAAUGUGUCUCAUUUUGUGAAUCACAGCUGUGACCCAAAUCUUCAGGUGUUCAAUGUUUUCAUUGAUAACCUCGAUACUCGUCUUCCCCGAAUAGCAUUGUUUUCCACAAGAACCAUAAAUGCUGGAGAAGAGCUGACUUUUGAUUAUCAAAUGAAAGGUUCUGGAGAUGUCUCUUCAGAUUCUAUUGACCACAGCCCAGCCAAAAAGAGGGUCAGAACAGUAUGUAAAUGUGGAGCUGUGACUUGCAGAGGUUACCUCAACUGAACUUUUUCAGGAAAUAGAGCUGAGGAUUAUAAUUUUUUUUUCCUAAUGUUAACAUUUUUAAAAAUACAUAUUUGGGACUCUUAUUAUCAAGGUUCUACCUAUGUUAAUUUACAAUUCAUGUUUCAAGACAUUUGCCAAAUGUAUUACCGAUGCCUCUGAAGAGAGGGUCACUGGGUAUCAUAGACUGAUUUGAAGUCGACAUAUUUAUAGUGCUUAGAGACCAAACUAAUGGAAGGCAGACUAUUUACAGCUUAGUAUAUGUGUACUUAAGUCUAUGUGAACAGAGAAAUGCCUCCUGUAGUGUUUGAAAGUGUUAAGCUGAUAAUCUAAUUAACAAUUCCUGAGAGAUCAAACAUGCAACUUGCCAUACACCUCAGAUUCGGAGAAACAGUUAAUUUGGGCAAAUCUACACUACAGUUCUGUUUUUGCUACUCUGUUGUCAUUCCUGUUUAAUACUGUACUUGUAUUGGAGACAAAUAGGUGGUACUGAAUUUUAUACUGUUUUCUACUUUUUCAUUAAAACAUUGGCAUCUCAAUGACAAAUUUAAGGUAUAAAAUUAAAUGUAAAAAUUAAUUUCAGCUCCAUUUCAUAUUUUGAAGCAAUCUAGACUGUUGUGAUGAGUGUAUGUCUGAACCUGUAAUUCUUAAAAGACUUUUUAAUCUAGAAGAAAAAUCUCCGAAGAGCUCUCUCUAGAAGUCCAGAAUGGCUGGCCAUUAUGCUUCUUUGAAAGGACAGGAUAAUGGGACCAGGACGGUUUUUUGGAGUACCAAGCAAGGGGAAUGGAGCACUUUAAGGGCGCCUCUUAGUGACAUGAAUUGGAAAUCUGUGUCGAGUACCUGUGGUCUAAACAGUAAAACAAGCUGCCUGGAGAGCAGCUGUACCUAAUGAUACUGUAAUGUACAUUAACAUUACAGCCUCUCAAUUUCAGGCAGAUGUAACAGUUCCUUUCCACCAGAUUUAAUUAUUUUUAUAUUUCCUGCAGGUUCUUCUUAAAAAGUAAUCUAUAUUUUUGAACUGAUACUUGUUUUAUACAUAAAUUUUUUUUAGAUGUGAUAAAGCUAAACUUGGCCAAAGUGUGUGCCUGAAUUAUUAGACCUUUUUAUUAGUCAACCUACGAAGACUAAAAUAGAAUAUAUUAGUUUUCAAGGGGGUGGGAGGGUUCCAACAUAGUAUCGAAUCUCAAUCAGGAAAAACUAUGCUUUCAUGUCUGAUUCUGAGAUUUCUGAUUGUGUUGUCGAAAAUGAUAAAUGCCGCAAAUCUAGCUUUCAGUAUUCCUAAUUUUUACCUAAGCUCAUUGCUCCAGGCUUUGAUUACCUAAAAUAAGCUUGGGUAAAAUUGAACCAACUUCAAGAAUGCAGCACUUCUUAAUCUUUAGCUCUUUCUUGGGAGAAGCUAGACUUUAUUCAUUAUAUUGCUAUGACAACUUCACUUUUUCAUAAUAUAUAGGAUAAAUUGUUUACAUGUUUGGACCCUCAGAGUCUGUUAACCAAAAUUGCAGAAUGGGGGCCAGGCGUGUGUGGUGGCUCACACCUGUGAUCCCAGCACUUUGGGAGGCUGAGGUAGGAGGAUCACCUGAGGUCAGGAGUUCAAGACCAGCCUGGCCAUCAUGGUGAAACCCUGUCUCUACUGAAAAUACAAAAAUUAGCCGGGCGUGGUGGCACACGCCUGUAGUCCCAGCUACUCAGGAGGCUGAGGCAGGAGAAUUACUUGAACCCAGGAGGCGGAGGUUGCAGUGAGCCAAGAUCAUACCACUGUACUCCAGCCUGGGUGACACAGUAAGACUCUGUCUCAAAAAAAAAAACAAAAAAACACAAAAACAAAAAAUUUUUUUUUUUUUUUGCAGUGUGUGUCAAGAAAAAAUACUUUCUUAAUGGCAUUUGUGUUUUAAGAAAAAUCAGUCACGUAGUGUCAGUGUUAAGAAAGGGUCAUAGGUUUGCAGGUUGCCCCCAGUGGCCAUACUUUGAAUUGUGAUUCUCACGGGUUUAAAGAUGUGAUUUUUAAAAAAUCAGUGUUUUACCAUCUAGUUAUUUGAUCUUGUCCACUUUUUUGUGUUUAACAAAAGUGUAAAACUGGAAAGCAAAGAAAAAAAAGACUAUUUUCAGUAAA
Symphalangus syndactylus (siamang) is the source of this 3569-nucleotide messenger RNA. It is a transcript of the gene SUV39H2, whose product is annotated as SUV39H2 histone lysine methyltransferase. The record is from RefSeq and is a predicted model, not a curated record. Lineage: Eukaryota; Metazoa; Chordata; Mammalia; Primates; Hylobatidae. Gene Ontology annotation, cellular component: nucleus. Gene Ontology annotation, molecular function: histone H3K9 methyltransferase activity; protein binding; zinc ion binding.